AAGCGCGCAUUCUUUGCCAGGAUUCUCUAAUGAAUGGUACGAUGGCUGCUUCGUCUAAUAGGAUCAUGCUCGGCCCUCUUGUAGCAGCAAUUGACCAGGGAACUAGCUCUACUCGGUUCUUGGUGUUCAAUGCAAAAACUGCAGAGCUGCUUAGUCACCAUCAAGUCGAGAUUCAGCAAAGUUUCCCUAAAGAAGGCUGGGUGGAGGAGGACCCCAAAGAGAUUUUGCGGUCUGUUUACGAGUGCAUGGACCGAACCUGUGAGAAACUGACGCAGCUUAACAUCGAUAUCUCCAACAUCAAAGCCGUCGGUGUAACCAAUCAGCGAGAAACCACGCUGGUCUGGAAUAAGGAAACAGGCGAGCCACUCUACAAUGCGGUCGUGUGGCUGGACCUGCGCACACAGUCCACCGUAGAGAGACUCAUCAAAGACACACCAGGCAGGAACAAAAAUCACCUGAAGCACAAGACUGGUCUUCCCAUCAGCACGUACUUCAGCGCGGUGAAGCUGCGCUGGUUAAUGGACAAUGUAGAGGAGGUGCACAAGGCCGUGCUUUCACACACAGCUAUGUUCGGGACUGUCGACUCCUGGUUAAUAUGGUGCCUAACUGGUGGAAAGAAGGGAGGUGUCCAUGUUACAGAUGUAACCAAUGCAAGCAGGACCAUGCUCUUCAACAUACACACUAUGGACUGGGAUCCAGAUCUCUGCACCUAUUUUGGGGUCCCAAUGGAAAUUCUGCCAAAAGUGAGGAGUUCUUCAGAGAUCUACGGUUUAAUGAAAAUCAGUUCUAGUCUGAAAUCUGGUCCACUGACUGGUGUUCCAAUAUCAGGGUGUUUAGGGGACCAAUCUGCCGCUCUCGUGGGACAGAUGUGCUUUCAGGACGGCCAGGCCAAAAACACUUACGGGACUGGCUGCUUCUUGCUCAGAAACACAGGAACAAAGCCGGUGAUGUCAGAUCAUGGCCUCUUAACAACAGUAGCGUAUAAACUGGGGCGAGACAAGCCAGCCUGCUAUGCGUUAGAGGGUUCAGUGGCUAUAGCAGGUGCAGUGGUGCGCUGGUUGAAAGACAACCUCGGGAUUAUAGAAAGUUCCACAGAGCUCGAGAACCUGGCCGCCAGUGUCGGCACAUCGUAUGGCUGCUACUUUGUCCCUGCAUUUUCGGGUCUCUACGCCCCCUACUGGGAGCCAAGUGCUAGAGGAAUCAUCUGCGGUUUAACUCAGUUCACGAACAAGAGUCAUUUGGCCUUUGCUGCUCUUGAAGCAGUCUGCUUUCAGACACGUGAGAUCCUGGAUGCGAUGAAUCAGGACAGUGGGAUUCCUCUGACUCAGCUGCAGGUGGAUGGAGGCAUGACCUCGAACCAACUGCUCAUGCAGCUCCAGGCUGAUAUUCUCUGCAUUCCAGUAGUAAAGCCGUCCAUGCCGGAGACCACCGCACUCGGAGCAGCUAUGGCAGCAGGAGCAGCAGAGGGCGUCGGUGUGUGGAGUUUGAAUCCCGAAGACUUCACUGAUGUCACUUCUGAGAAAUUUGAACCUCAGAUCAAUCCAGAGGAGAGCGAGUUCCGUUAUGCUCGCUGGAAGAAAGCAGUCCAAAGAGCCAUGAACUGGGAGACUACAGAGCCAGUCAACAACGGAAACGAGGAAUCUAAUAUCUUCAGUAGUGUUCCCCUGGGCUUUUACAUUCUGGGUAGUAUGUUUAUGUUGAUUGGAGCAAAAUACAUUACAGGAUUCAAGUAGACUUCAUGCCUCCUCUUCGAUGUUUAGUAACGAGGGAAAAUAAAGCAGGAUUCAAGGUACGUCGUCUGGUGUCCAGUCAUUAUAAUGUCGUUCCCCACUGGACAUUCCAGCUACAGCUGCUACUAUAUGAUUGCAUCUUCAGUGAAUGUCAGAUAACUGAUUUAUCUUUCUGACUUGAAAAUGAUGAAGGCAGUUUUUAACUUUUGGUACCUGGUUGCUGUAGCUUGAGUUGAAAGCUGGCGAAUGAAACUAUUUCUAUAAACAAAACUCUAUGAUUUUCUGAAAUUGCACAGCACUGUUGUACAGCUGGCUGCGUUUACACCUUAAUCUUACACAAGAUGUUGGCUUAUAACUCGCUGAUGAUCUUUAUGGAGAUGAUUACAGUUACCACAUGUACCUCUGUGUGUUUGCUGGAAUGUGUUGUAAAUUUGAACAAUUUGUAAUUUUCAUGUUGUAUUUAUUAACAUUUUAGUCUAAAUUUCAUUGUCAUAUCAUGCUUUAGAAGGUGCCAAUAGUUUUCCUGAAUAUCUCUGACGAACGGUGCAAGAUACAAGAGCACUUGGGUACAAAUAAUGGCAUGCACUGUAUCAGUACUGUGAACGAUUUUACCUUCAUAGGGUUCCUUAUGGCUGUUGAACAAAACUGUGCAUUACUUUAUCGUUACUGUAAAAUGCCCAACCCAAAAUACCCUGGACCCUGUGGUUAUAAAAACUGAGACUCUUUUU
Tachysurus vachellii is the source of this 2458-nucleotide messenger RNA. RefSeq names its product glycerol kinase (gene gk). The coding region runs from base 30 to 1733 and encodes 567 amino acids. Gene Ontology annotation, cellular component: mitochondrion. The transcript has 21 exons. Gene Ontology annotation, biological process: glycerol-3-phosphate biosynthetic process; triglyceride metabolic process; glycerol metabolic process. Lineage: Eukaryota; Metazoa; Chordata; Actinopteri; Siluriformes; Bagridae. Gene Ontology annotation, molecular function: glycerol kinase activity. The record is from RefSeq and is a predicted model, not a curated record.